GGAAGAAAAAUAACGGAUUACAAGAUGGCGGUCUGUGGACGAUAGUGAAGGGGCCGUCGUAGUUGUUUUCAACGGUGAAUUUUACAGUUCGCUAGAUAUCCUGCCUUCUGCGGGAAAAAAUAAUCAGCAGCAUAAUAUGUUCAUUAAUUAGCGUAACGUUUUAGCACAUUAUUGUGUAUCAUACUCCGAUGUAUGUCUGGGACAUGCGGGUAGAAACACGUUUGAAGCUCGGGGAUAAGAACAUAGCUAGGCAACUAUUUUAAAGAUAGGGUGAACUAGUGUUUGCUAGCUAACGCGUUAGCUUUUCCUCAAGGUAACCAUGUCGGAUACUCGGCGGCGUGUGAAAGUAUACACGCUGAAUGAAGACCGACAGUGGGACGACAGGGGCACAGGACAUGUCUCGUCUACCUUUGUCGAACGACUGAAGGGAAUAUCAUUAUUAGUUCGGGCGGAAUCCGACGGCUCACUUCUUCUGGAGUCUAAAAUCAGCCCAAAUACUGCAUAUCAGAAACAGCAAGACACCCUGAUCGUGUGGUCUGAAGCAGAGAACUAUGAUCUGGCUCUGAGUUUUCAGGAAAAAGCUGGCUGUGAUGAAAUCUGGGAAAAGAUUUGUCAGGUGCAGGGGAAAGACCCUGCGCUGGAGAUCACCCAGGACCCCAUCGAUGAGUCCGAGGAGGAGCGCUUCGAGGAGAUGCCAGAGACCAGCCACCUGGUGGAGCUGCCUCCCUGCGAGCUGGCCCGGCUGGAGGAGAUCGCUGACCUGGUGACUUCUGUCCUGUCCUCGCCCAUCCGCCGGGAGAAGUUGGCCCUGGCCCUUAUGAGCGAAGGAUACAUGAAGAAGCUGCUGCAGCUCUUCCAGGUGUGCGAAGACCUGGACAACCGGGAGGGCCUACAUCAUCUGUAUGAGAUUGUGCGUGGCGUCCUCUUUCUCAACAAGGCGGCUCUAUUCGAGGUCAUGUUCUCGGAUGACUGCAUCAUGGACGUGGUGGGCUGCCUGGAGUACGACCCGGCACUAGUGCAGCCCAAAAGGCACCGCGAGUUCCUCACCAAGACGGCCAAGUUUAAGGAGGUGAUCCCCAUCACGGACUCAGAGCUGCGGCAGAAGAUCCACCAGACGUACCGUGUGCAGUACAUCCAGGACAUCAUCCUGCCCACGCCUUCAGUCUUCGAGGAGAACUUCCUUUCCACCCUCACAUCCUUCAUUUUCUUCAACAAGGUGGAGAUAGUCAGCAUGCUGCAGGAGGAUGAGAAGUUCCUAACUGAAGUCUUUGCACAGCUAACAGAUGAAGCCACAGAGGACGGUAAAAGGAGGGAACUAGUGAACUUCUUCAAAGAAUUUUGUGCUUUUUCACAAACCUUGCAACCGCAAAAUAGAGAUGCUUUCUUCAAGACUCUGGCAAAUCUAGGCAUUCUUCCUGCUCUUGAAAUAGUCAUGGGCAUGGACGACCUGCAGGUGAGGGCUGCAGCCACAGACAUAUUCUCAUACCUGGUGGAGUUCAGCCCCUCCAUGGUCCGAGAGUUUGUUAUGCAGGAGCCACAGCAGACUGAUGAUGACGUGCUGCUGAUAAACGUGGUGAUAAAGCAGAUGAUCUGUGACUCAGACCCUGAGUUGGGGGGUGCUGUGCAGCUGAUGGGGCUCCUACGAACACUGAUUGACCCAGAGAACAUGCUGACCCCCACCAAUAAAACGGAGAAGACAGAGUUUCUCAGCUUCUUCUACAAGUACUGCAUGCAGGUCCUCACAGCCCCUCUAUUGGCCAACACUGUAGACGAGAAGAAGUCUAAAGAUCUGCAAGAGGGGUCCACCAAGAUCAACCCAGUGUGCCCUGAUAAUUUCCAGACAGCUCAACUCCUGGCUUUGAUUCUGGAGCUGCUGACAUUCUGUGUUGAGCACCACACAUAUCACAUAAAGACCUACAUCAUGAACAAGGACCUGCUGCGACGAGUCCUGGUGCUAAUGAACUCUAAACACACCUUCCUGGCUCUGUGUGCUCUGCGCUUCAUGAGGAGGAUAAUCGGGCAGAAGGAUGAGUACUACAACCGCUACAUUAUCAAAGGGAACCUGUUUGAGCCAGUCAUCAACACCCUGCUGGACAACGGAACUAGAUACAACCUCCUAAACUCAGCCAUCAUCGAACUCUUUGAGUUCAUUAAAGUUGAGGAUAUCAAGUCCCUCAUAGCACACAUCAUAGACAACUACUUCACAGCUCUUGAAUCCAUUGAAUACGUCCAGACGUUCAAGGGCCUGAAGGGCAGAUAUGAGCAGGAGAAGGAUCGACAGACCCUGAGACUCAACAGAUAUCGUAGGGAUGCUCGAACACUGGACGGGGAUGAGGAAAUGUGGUUCAAUGAUGAUGAUUAUGAAGAAGGAGAGGCUGUUGAGAAAAGCAGGCCAGAGGAAGAGUUCCCAGAGAGCUACGGAAAGUAUAUGGAAGCAAAAAAAGGGGCUGCCAACGGUGCCAACGGCAAGCCAGCUGCCUCGCCCGCCGCCGCAGCCAGUCCCAACGGCUCUCCAGCCAAGUCGGCCGCGCCACCCGGCGCCCUGGUAGUCAAGACUGCGAUGGUCGGCCUUGUAGACUACCCUGACGAUGAAGACGAGGAGGAAGAAGACGAAGAGCAGUCGCCACGGAAACGGCCCCGUCUGGGCUCCUAAGCCAGUGAAGUCGUCUGGUCUUGGUCAGCUGUGCCACAGUCACAGUCCACUGGACAGAGACCACUCCCACCUUGCUACCCUCCCAGCCUGCCCCCCUGCUCCUACGUCCCCAUACCUGGCCUGUGGACCAGAGAGGUUGAACAGUGCCAAGGUUUCCCUGUUGCUCCGGCAGGGACGCAGCACUUCACCCAAACCUCAGCCGCUCUACAGAAGGGGGAGCAGGGGCUAAUGGGAGAGCCAGUCAGGCUAGCAGGACUAGCCGCUUAGUAAUGGAAGCUUGAUUGGCUGACCCUACAGAACUGUUCCUUUGGGUUGGGUGGAGGGAACUAGGCAAAAAGAGGGGGUAAGUAAAAAUAAAAAAAAACGAACCUACAGAAAACAAAAGUUGCUUAGUUCUGAGGAGCAGGACUCAACCGUUGAAGCUGGGGCUGCAUUGCCGAGGCUCACACACAACUAGCCAGGAAUCCUGUAUUCAUGAGUUUAAAAGUACUGUAUAGUUAUUUUUAAUGAUUUGCCCCUUAAGUGAUUUUAAAAGGGGAGAGCUAUACCUGCCAGUGUUUUUUUUUUUGCUGCACAAUUGGUGGGACCACUGUUCACCCUUUUAAUUCAAUUCAUUGUAGAAAGCAAGAGUUGCAAUGCUGGUUUUAAAAUAACAUGUAUUAAACUGCAGUAAAGUCAUUUUUGCAGCCCA
Molecule: messenger RNA, 3344 nt
Organism: Coregonus clupeaformis (lake whitefish)
Lineage: Eukaryota; Metazoa; Chordata; Actinopteri; Salmoniformes; Salmonidae
Product: serine/threonine-protein phosphatase 4 regulatory subunit 3-A
Exons: 16
Coding region: 320-2653 (777 amino acids)
Biological process (GO): DNA damage response; protein dephosphorylation
Cellular component (GO): protein phosphatase 4 complex; nucleoplasm
Molecular function (GO): protein phosphatase activator activity
Source: RefSeq, a predicted model, not a curated record